Molecule: messenger RNA, 4454 nt
Organism: Siniperca chuatsi (mandarin fish)
Lineage: Eukaryota; Metazoa; Chordata; Actinopteri; Centrarchiformes; Sinipercidae
Product: cyclic nucleotide-gated cation channel beta-3-like
Exons: 18
Coding region: 674-2938 (754 amino acids)
Biological process (GO): monoatomic cation transmembrane transport
Cellular component (GO): photoreceptor outer segment; plasma membrane; intracellular cyclic nucleotide activated cation channel complex
Molecular function (GO): cGMP binding; intracellularly cAMP-activated cation channel activity; intracellularly cGMP-activated cation channel activity
Source: RefSeq, a predicted model, not a curated record
CAGGGACAUUAACUAAUUGGUCUUUGUGUUUGUGAACUCUGCAGCCAGAAGGAACUAAAAUAACCCCAGCAGUCUAAUUUUACACCAGCUACUGUCAUACUAUACAGCCACGAGUUACUACCACAUAAUUCACAUGUUAAUACCAUUUUUAAAUAUAUAGAAAAAUGCACUUAGUUCUGUGCGCAGUGUAGAGGCAUUACUGUGAGUUGUUUUCAUUUAUUUGAAUAAACUUAUUGUCAGAAUUAGUAACCAGUUAUAAUAAUGAAAACCCCAUCCCCCAACUUACUUUGACUGGCAGUUAUUUUCAUUUGAUGAGAAGACACAUUGAUUAUUGUGACGCUUAUUUUGCCAACAAAUGAUAAAGUAAUUAGGCCUCUAAAUGGGGCUAGGUCUGGACUUGAGUCAGCACUGCAAGAGGACAGUUGUCUUGCCUGGCAGUGAUUAGCUGCUGUGACAGCUGAUCUGGUGUUGACUCCAGGAGAAAGGGGAGUGCCCACAGGUCAUUAAUGGGUCUGAGACAAUUAAUUGCCACAGUCUGUUGUUUGGAUGUGAGACAAGGACUGCGGAGGAUCCCGGGACUCUUUUAAGGAUCUGAGAUCCACAUAGGGAAGGGUCUUCAGGAGGAGAAGUGGAUGGGCAGGCCUGUUCGCUGUAGCCCACACCAAGCCCCGCCAUGUUCAGCCGUUUGAGAAGCUUGAUGGGGGCUCCAGAGCCCCCCCCUGCCCAAGCUGCUACCCCACCUUCUACCCCAGCUCCACCACCUAAGGAAGAAAAGCCCCCUGAAAAGAAGGAUGAAGAAGAGCAGCCAAAGAAAGAGGAAGAAAAGAAAGAGGAGGACAAAAAAGAAGAGGAAAAGAAAGAAGAAGAGCCCAAGAAAGAAGAAGAGCCAAAACCAGCUGCUCCAGCUGCUCCAGCUGCUCCAGCUGCUCCAGCUGCUCCUGCUGCUCCUGCUGCUGCUGCUGCUCCUGCUGCUGCUGCUGCUGCUCCUGCCAACCCAGAGGGGGCUGAUGGUGAAGGAGCCCCUCCACCCUCUCCUCCACCUGUUGUCUACUUCCGCUACACAGAUGACACACUCAGAAGUUUGAUCAAGAGGUUAAGAGAGCGGACAGAGAUACUCAGAGAGAAAGCCAUAGACCCUUAUGCCACUUCACCAGAAAUCACCCCACCUGUCACACCGAUUCUGAAGAAGGAGGACUACAUCAGGAAGAAGGAAGAGGAGCGGAUAGCGAAAGAAGAAGCGGAUAAAAAGAAGGCGGAAGAGGCAGCCAAAAAGGCAGAGGAGAAGAAGAAAAAGGACGAGGAGAAAAGGCUGGAGGCCGAGAAGAAAGCAGAGGAGGAGAGGCUGGCAGAGGAGGCCAAGAAGAAAGCGAAGAUCCUCCCAGACAUCAGCUGCUCCUGCUUCGACGUCCUCUUCCGUCCAAUUGAGGUCAAGAUGGAUACCAUCCUGGGAAACACCAUAGAUCCUUUCACAGAUCGGCGGUAUAUUGGCUGGUUGGCCGUGGUAGCGCUGGCAUUCAACUACAACGUUUGGUUUUGCACUGCCCGGUUGGCUUUCCCUUACCAUAAUGAAACUGUCAACCCUUACUGGAUAGUUUGUGAUGUUCUUAGUGACAUAGUGACUGUUAUUGACAUCAUGGUGUGGCAGCCCCGACUACAGUUUGUCAAAGCCGGGGACAUCAUUAAAGACGGAGCUGAGACUAAGGUACAUUAUCGGAAAUCACCGCGAUUUAAGAUAGACAUAAUCAGCAUCCUCCCCUUUGACCUUCUCUGCCUGCACUUUGAAUUCUCCUCCAUAUACCGACUCAACCGCUUUAUCAGGGUUGAUUCCUUCUUUGAGUUCAGCGAUCGACUCGAGAGUAUCAUGGCCAAGGCCUACAUCUGGAGAGUGGCUCGCACCACAGGUUACCUGCUCUUCGUGCUCCAUCUCAACGCCUGUGUGUAUUUUGUUGCCUCAGUACACCAGGGUCUUGCAACGACUACAUGGGUGUAUGACGGAAAGGGCAACGCGUACCUGCGUUGCUACUACUAUGCUGUCCGCAGUCUGAUCAACAUCGGUGGUCUUCCAGAACCUGUAACCACCUUUGAGAUCACCUUUCAGAUGUUGAACUUUUUCAUUGGCGUCUUUGUGUUCUCCAGUUUGAUUGGACAGAUGAGAGACGUCAUAGGAGCAGCAACAGCAGGUGAGACAUACUUUCGGGCAUCAAUGGACGGCUGUGUUGCCUACAUGAACACCUAUAUGAUCCCCAAGCACAUCCAGAACAGAAUCCGCACCUGGUACAACUACACCUGGGCCGCUCAGGGCAUGCUGGAUGAGUCUGAGCUGCUGGACAAGAUGCCUUUGGUGAUGAGAACUGCCAUCGCUGUGGACGUCAACCUGGCCACCUUCCAGAAGAUCGCACUGUUUCAGGGCUGUGACCAGCAGAUGUUGGUGGACAUGUUGCUGAGGCUCAAGUCUAUCAUCUAUCUACCUGGAGACUUUGUUGUGAAGAAAGGCGACAUCGGUAAAGAGAUGUACAUCAUUAAAAGUGGAGCGGUGCAGGUGGUGGGAGGACCCGACAACAGCAUUGUGUUUGUCACGCUGAAGGCCGGCUGCGUGUUUGGAGAAAUCAGUUUACUACAGUCUGCCAAAGAUGGAGGAAACAGGCGCACAGCUAAUGUGAAAGCACAUGGCUUUGCUAACCUUUUUGUCCUGGAGAAAAAGGACUUGUUUGAUAUCCUCAUCCACUACCCAGAGUCUCAGAAAGUCCUGGCCAGGAAGGGAAGGAAACUGAUCAAAGCCAAAGGCCCUGCAGCUGCUAAAACCAAUGAGGACAAGCAGAAAGGAAUGACUCUGUUUGGACAAAAACCACCAACGCCCAAGUUACUCAAAGCUUUUGGAAAUUUACGCAAAGGAGGCUUCAUGGACAUGCUCAAGAAACAGGCAGGGGAGCAGAAAUGAGAGGGGGAUGUGUGCCGCUACUGAGCUUCACCACUUCAAAUCUGCAUCAUUGUAUAUAUUCCACUUAUUAUUCCAUUCUGAGCUCUCAUAUGAUCCCACACUCUUCAGCACAGACAUCAACCGAAACCAGUGAGAUGUUACAAAACAUCGCAGGACCAGAUUGGAAACGUAACUGUAAUCAUAAUCUAAUAAUGUUCACCUUGUAAACGUCUGUGUAUCCCUUAAUAGAGACAGAAACGUCUGCUCAACAGACUGAUCAAUGCCAGUAGUCAAAUCUGGAGGUUAACGUUAUGUUUAAAGUAUGUAUAUUGUAAAUUGUGCAUCAUUUUUCAUAUAAAGUUAAGAUGUUUACUACAGAAUGUGUCCUCCGUUUUAUUACUAAAAGAUGAGCUUGAGUUUGGACUGUGUAAUUUGUUUUAGAUUGGAAGAACUUAGUAUGAGCAGAGAGUUAGUACGAGCAGCAAAAGCUCCCAUGGCUGAACAGGUAAAGAGCACCACCUACUGUUUGACAUUAGAAUUUAAACUUUAUCAAAAGAAGAUUAAAGGAAGACGACAACAGCUCUGGCUCACUGUUCAGCUGACCGAUGAUCUGUGACAAGCACAUGAAAGAAAUGACUGCCUCACUCUUUACAGUACUGCGAGAUCAAAAUAAUUACUCGAUAAUGUUGCUCAAACUUAAGGCACUGCUGGAUUAAGAAGAGAAGAUUUCAGGGUGUUUGUAGUGAAAUGACAUCAGAGAAAUGGUUUAUGGUUUUAUGCUUUUUGAGAUGUUUUUGUGGACACUUUCCACCGUGAAAACUUGUCUCCAUUGUAACUGACGCGGGUCCAAGUUGUCCACAGUCUCCGUUCUCCAUGAAGAAGCAAACUACAAACUUUGUACAGACAUCUAUUAAGUUUGCAUAAGGUGAGGGUUUCAUACUUAAAAGACUUUUAUUAAUUUGUUCUCUAUUCUCUAAGUCUUUUGUCUUUGUUUAUUCUUGUGUUUGUGGACUUUUUUCAUUCUUGUCCUUUGUUCCAUUUUUGCAAACUACUUAGUACAGAGUGUUUUGGAUAUAUGCUAUGUGAUUAUAAGUAUUCAUUAGGUAAAGUAGCUAGGUUGGUGAUCUAUGGCCACUUGAUCUCACAGCUCUGAACUGUUUCCACGUAGUAAAACUAGAUCUGUCCAUAUAUUCCAUUAUUCAUUUAUCUCUUGCUGGUUGCAACCUGAUUGUAGAAAUCUCUGCGGCCUAAGAAGUGCUAACAAAGACGAGACAAGAAAAGAUGACUUUUAGAGAUCAAUGUUAUUUGGUAAUGAUAACACCUGAGCAGCCUGAAGCUUUUCACAGACAUUUUAAGUCCACUUCACAGAAUAAAAUGCACAUAAAGCUAUAGAAACAUGAUGGCUAACUAUAAAAAGCAGUGUAACAUGAUGCAUAACAAAUAAUACAUGAGGAAAAAAAUCCACACAAAUGUAAAAUAAGCUGAAAACAGAAGUGAAAAAUAAGGCGUGAACACUGUUUUAGCUUCCUACUCUCAU